Microthlaspi erraticum is the source of this 894-nucleotide messenger RNA. Lineage: Eukaryota; Viridiplantae; Streptophyta; Magnoliopsida; Brassicales; Brassicaceae. The record is from the annotation of a GenBank genome assembly.
AUGUUGUUGACCCUAAGUUUUGACGAAGACGAAUCUUCAAAUGAUGAAGAAAAAUGUAUUCACAAGCUAUUGGGUUUAAGGAGUGAAAAAAUCAUCAACAUUACUGGCAAGAAAUUCCCAAAAGUGCUGUCCGAUGGAUGCCGACUCCUUGGAACAUCACGUGGUUGGGCAGUUUUUAUGCGUAUGCAUGACUCCACCAUACAUCUUAGCCAAGUGUGUCAUCCUUGGUCCUCAUCAGAGGCAUCUCACAAAACCAUUGCUCUGCCUCCAUUUAACGCUCAUCUUUCCGAUACGGUCAUAAAUGUUUCCAGCGAAAAUUCAAAUGUCGUUUAUUCUCGGAAAGACCAAAUGCUCUACGUCCUCCCAACAGAAUGUGCCUACAUGGCUGCCUUGGAUGUCAAGAAAAACAAGAUGAGCCCUAACUUUCUAAGGUUACAUUUUGAGAACUUCCCUUCGAUACCACAUCACGAGUGGCAGAUAUUGGCUUCAUGUUUACGGAGUGAUACUAUGGUAGAGUCGUCUUCAGGAGAACGUUUCAUUGUUCAAUGGUAUGCCGAGCCAUCUUCCAUUUAUGGGAACACUGCUAGAAUAAAUUUAUUCACCAAGCAAUUCAUGGUGUUCAGGAUAGAAGAAGGUGUGGGGAGAUACGAAGGAAGCAGAAUCAUCGCUAACUACACAGAAAACAUUGGAGAUCUUUGCAUUUUCAUUGGCGAGAAUGAGACAUUCUGUUUAGAGGCGAGCAAGUUUCCUGGACUCAGGCCAAACUCUAUAUAUUAUGCUGACUAUGGCUUUGGUAUUUACGACAUCAGUAGAAAAAGCAGCCGCGAAUACGAUACAAGUGGGUUUCCUACGACUCGCGGAAGAACUUUAUUUCUGUCUCCUCCUCUCUAUUAG